AUGUUAUUGCGUCGUCUCGGGCAAAACCUGAUCCUAAAUCAGAGAAGAUUUUCCAGUGAGAUGGCAUACUCGGAAAAACGAUUGAUUGGAUUUUCCCGGGACGAAAUGUUUAAAGUCGUGUCUGAUGUAUCCGAUUAUCACAAUUUUGUUCCAUGGUGUCGGUCGUCUACAGUAACCCACGAGCACGAAAGCUCACAGAUUGCGACGCUGGAAAUUGGGUUUCCACCACUUUCAGAGAAAUAUUCGAGUCGUGUGAUUCACAUUAAGCCAUCUGUUGUUCAUUCUGUCGUCAUAGAAAAUGAUAAUCUCUUCCGCACACUUGACACUACGUUCCGGUUUGGAAAAGGAAAACCAUCUGUUGAACGCUCAUGUACUCUUCACUAUGACUUAGUUUUUGAAUUCGAGUCAGCUUUUCACUCAAGAAUCGCUCAUCUUUUCUUCGAUAAAGUCGUAAAAACUAUGGUUUCAGCAUUUUUGCACCGCGCUGAAAAGCUUUAUGGACCACCGGAAUUCCCACACUCACCACCGCAGGUUUUACAGUACAAAUCUUGAUUUUUUUAAACUUAGUGACACUGUAAUCAGAGUAUUUAUUUGUAAAUUUUAAAUUUUUUUUUCUUGCUUCUUAAAUAAAAAUGUAGAUUC
Messenger RNA from Caenorhabditis elegans, 642 nucleotides. RefSeq names its product Coenzyme Q-binding protein COQ10 START domain-containing protein (gene R144.13). Bases 61 to 552 code for a protein of 163 amino acids. NCBI's taxonomy places the organism in Eukaryota, Metazoa, Nematoda, Chromadorea, Rhabditida, Rhabditidae. Gene Ontology annotation, biological process: cellular respiration. Gene Ontology annotation, molecular function: ubiquinone binding. The record is from RefSeq and is marked reviewed. The transcript has 4 exons.